GCAGCCAGCUGGGUGAGGGAGUGCACGGAGCUGGGGAGCUCCAUGCCCUCAGACUGGAGAAACUGCACAACGUCGCUGCGGUUCUUCUGAAUGUCCUGGAGAGAUGGGAAUUCGAGAAGAUGUGAAGGAUUACUAUGGAAGGAGACUGCAGAAGACUGAAGAUCUGGUCCUGAAUAUGUGUGUCACUCCUGCUAAACCUCUCCCUAACUACGUACGGGAUGUCUUGAAGGCUGUUCAUGAAGAAGUGAGCUCAAAGUACUACGGAUGUGGUCUUGUGGUUCCUGAAUGUUUGGAAAACUGUUGGAUCCUGGACCUGGGAAGUGGGAGUGGCCGGGAUUGCUACAUGCUCAGCAAGCUGGUGGGAGAGCGCGGUCAUGUGACUGGGAUUGACAUGACCGAGGGGCAGAUACAAGUUGCUCAGAAGUUUAUUGAGUAUCACACUCAGCUGUUUGGCUUCAGUAAGCCCAAUGUUGAGUUCCUUCAAGGCUACAUUGAAAAUCUCAGCGAUGCUGGAUUGAAGGACAACAGCUUUGAUAUUAUUAUAUCAAACUGUGUGAUUAACCUGUCGCCUGAUAAAAAGGCUGUGCUGAAAGAAGCUUAUCGAGUGUUAAAGGAUGGGGGAGAAAUGUACUUUAGUGACAUCUAUGCUGAUUGCAACCUUCCAGAAGCUAUAAGAACACACAAGAUUUUGUGGGGCGAAUGUCUCGGAGGAGCUCUGUGGUGGAAAGAUCUCUUCACAAUCGCAGAGGAAGUGGGAUUCAGUACCCCUCACCUCGCCGCUGCCAAGAGAAUUAGUGUGACGAAUGCAGAGCUCAAGGAAAUUGUUGGAGACUUCAAGUUUGUUUCUGCCAUGUACAGAUUGUUUAAAAUCCCAGCCAGCUGUGCGAAAGAAAAAUGCUGCGUAACGUACAAUGGAUCAAUCCGAGGCUUUAAAGAAAAGCUGGAGUUUGAUGUCAACUACACUUUUAAUGAAGGUGAGGUGGUAACUGUGGAUGAAGAGGUGGCAGCAAUUCUCCAGGCAUCGCGAUUUGCUCGUGCAUUCAGCAUUAAACCAGUUGGGAAAGUGGCUGCAUGUUCUGGAGAAGAUACACCCACAAAAUCAAAGGGUACCAUUGUUGAUCCAUUCAAGCUGACUGACCCAUCAGCAGCAGGAAAGACCUCGUCCUGUGCAACAGCCUGCAGUGUACCGAGCAAAAAGUGCUGCUGAAGUUUUCCACCCUGUGCUUACUCUGAUAACCAGGGAACGCAACGUCAUAGAAUGAUUAGAAGUGAAAAUGAGCUGUGCCGAAAUGAAGUUAAUAUCUGCCUGUGGCCAGGCCACGCUGACACCCUGGCAUGGUCAGCAAGGAAUAGAAACUUAGAAGUUCUGGAAACACUGUCAAUUUGGCAGCAUCUAUGGAGUGAGGAGCAAGGUUACCAUUUCAGAUCUGAGAGUCAGAUUCUUGUUCACCCCUCGAGGCAUUUCAGAUUUGAGGCUUUAACUCCACUUUAAAAUAAAAACCACAAGAACUGCGGAUGCUGGAACUAGGAGACCAAAACAGAAGUUGCUGGAAAAGCUCAGCAGGUCUGGCAGCAUCUGUGGAGAGAAAUUAGAGAUAAUGAUCCAGGCUGAGUGACCCUUCCUCAGACUUGAUGAUCAAUAGAAGAAUGUCAGUUUAUGUGCAGAUGAUAGGGUGGGGAGGAGGGGCUAAAUGAUAGGUGGGGAUAGAGCCCAAAGAGAAAGAAGAGUAUUGGACAGACAAAGGAGUUGCUAACGAUCAGGCCAGGAGGGUGAAUAGCUGUUAAUGGGGACUGUUAGUGGCUAACAACAGGGGGUGUGUAAUGGCAGGCUAUGUGGUAACAAGGCCUGGUGUGUGGGGUGGGUGGGGGAGCUGGGACAUGGGAGAGUUUAGGCCCUAAAAUUACUGAUCUCAGUAUUGAGUCCAGAGAGCUGCAAAGUCCCCAUGCGGAAAAUGUGGUGCUGUUCUUCCAGAUAACAAAGUGUGAAGCUGGAUGAACACAGCAGGCCAAGCAGGAGCACUGCUUGGGCCUGCUGUGUUCAUCCAGCUUCACACUUUGUUAUCUUGGGUUCGCCAGCAUCUGCAGUUCCCAUUAUCGCUGCCGUUCUCCCAGCUUGCGCUGACCUUCACUGGAGUACUGCAUCAAAUCUGAGAUAGAGAUGUUGGCCAGGGAGCAUUAACCCACGUGUUCUGCAUUAAUUCUGCUCUUUUGUCCUCAUCGAUGCUGAGUUUCUCCAGCACUUUGUUGUUAUUACAGAUCUCCAACAUCCUCAGUAUUUCAGGUUUGUUUUUAAGGGAGUUAAGAGUUGACACUAAGUCCCACAGUUUGUCACACUCUGAGAACUGGGACUAUCGAGACCCACCUUCUGCAAGCUGUGGUUUCAGGCCACAUUCAGCAGAGCCUAGAAAUUCACUGUUUGAGACUUUUGCUCUGUCACAAAUAAUUUUCAUUGCAAUAA
This is a messenger RNA of Stegostoma tigrinum, 2458 nucleotides long. RefSeq names its product arsenite methyltransferase (gene as3mt). Gene Ontology annotation, biological process: arsonoacetate metabolic process; toxin metabolic process. Gene Ontology annotation, molecular function: arsenite methyltransferase activity. The transcript has 11 exons. The record is from RefSeq and is a predicted model, not a curated record. Gene Ontology annotation, cellular component: cytosol. NCBI's taxonomy places the organism in Eukaryota, Metazoa, Chordata, Chondrichthyes, Orectolobiformes, Stegostomatidae. The coding region runs from base 104 to 1207 and encodes 367 amino acids.